Molecule: messenger RNA, 1265 nt
Organism: Oryctolagus cuniculus (rabbit)
Lineage: Eukaryota; Metazoa; Chordata; Mammalia; Lagomorpha; Leporidae
Source: RefSeq, a predicted model, not a curated record
CCGAUGCCGAGAUUCAGGCGUUCUUCGUGGGCAUAGACAGUCUGUGUAGGAAAUACUCCCAGGAAACCUCCCAGAUUUCAGAGUUUCAAGAGAAACACAGGAGGAGAUUGCUAGCCUUCUACAGGAGAAAGAUUUCUAAGCUGGAAGAAUCCCUCAGGAAGCUGGUGCUACAGAUAGAACAGCUGCAGAGUGUGAGAUCUUCACAGCAAACAGCCUUCGGCACAGUUAGGACGUCAGUGCCCCCCGCUCCAGCCCGGCCCAGGGGGUGCCUGCUGCUGCCCACGGGCUCAUCGGCCCCUGACAGGGUGGAGUCCAUGGAGGUUGACCUUACCCCUUCUCCAGUGAGAAGACCUCAGCCCGAGGUGGCAGCCGGCCCCACGCGGAUGUCUCUGAUUAGCCCACCUCAAGAUGGGCGCAUGGGCAGCGUCUCCUACCGGGGCCUUCAGCAUCUUGGCCUGACACCACAUCAGACACACCUGUCGAAGGCAUUCAGGAUCCCACCGUUGCAGAUCCCCCACAAGGGACCCACACAGACCCCAGCAGCCCAGGCAGCGGGCAGAGCAACGAGAGGAGGCUCCCCUGGCCUCGGUGGCUCCCAGGCGGCAGCGCCCAGGCCGCCCAUCAGCAUCUCCGGCCUGCUGCAUAGGCCGUGCCCAGGCAAGUGUCCAAGGCCCGGCGUGCGUCCAGUGUCUAUACUCGUCUAAGCUAACGGACUCCCCCCAGCGUAUGCUUUUAAUUUGGCGUUUGUGUUCUCACCGUCCUCCCAGUGUGAAAUUCUGGAGCCUUCUGGAAGACAGAACUAACACCCCCACGCUUCCCGCAGGGUCUGCUCACCACAGGGGAGUCACACAGAGAAGAUGAGCCCCAGCAGGUGUACCCUGGAUGGUUUCUUCCUCCAGGUGCCACUAAGUCAUGUGACCGCAUAGUUACUUCUCGGGUUACCUGGGGCAGCACAAACGUGAUAUGCUUGAAACUGCUCUUCUUACUGCCUUACAAUGAGUGCCCACACGUGGCCGGCGCUGUGGCCUGCAGCACCUGCAUCCCAGUGGGCGCCGGUUCGAGUCCCGGCUGCUCCUCUUCCAAUCCAGCUCUCUGCUGUGGCCUGGGAAAGCGGUAGAAGCUCCUGGCUUUGGCCUGGCCCUGCACUGGUCAUUGUGGCCAUCUGGGGAGUGAACCAGCAGGUGGAAGAUUCUGUCUCCUGCUCUCUCUCUGUAACUCUGCCUUUCAAAUGAAUAAGUAAAUCUUUUUAAAAAAUGAGUGCCAAA